This is a messenger RNA of Trichobilharzia regenti, 3517 nucleotides long. Lineage: Eukaryota; Metazoa; Platyhelminthes; Trematoda; Strigeidida; Schistosomatidae. The record is from the annotation of a GenBank genome assembly.
GAACCAAUUUGUUCAACCACCUGACAGCUCAUUUUCAAAAGUUUUAAAGUUUCCAGGCCAUAGGUGUUACGAAUUUCCUGGGAUAAUUUGAGCGGCGAGUCAGAUUGAUUCAUUGUAAAUUAUUUAAAUUAAUCCCAGCGUGUUAAGAAAAUCAAAACAAGAUUUUUCCGAACUUUUCGCCGUUUAGCUCCUCCUGUGCAUAAUGACGUCAGACGAUCCAAAAGUUUUAUAUCCAUUGCAUUUCCAUGUUUGGAACAAUGAUUAUAUGGCCCUAGAUGAGCUGCUCCACCAAAAGAAGCAUGAUAUCGAAAAAUUAGAUUCUCAUGGGAGAACUCCAUUAAUGUUAUGCGUUAUGCUUGAUCAUUUGGAGUCGGCACGAGUCUUGCUUCGUCAUGGAGCAAAUGCUUGUGUAUCUACAAAUGAGUUCUGGUCAGCUACUCAAGAAGCUAUUGCAACUGGUGAUCCUGAGCUCGUCAAGUUAAUUUUGGUCCACAGGGAUGCUCAAAUAGUUCGACAUCAAGCUGCGAUAGUUACGGAUUUGCUUCAGAAACUUCGAGAGACACCUGAUUUUUACAUUGAGAUGAAAUGGGAGUUCACUAGUUGGUUACCUCUUGUAUCACGUAUGUGCCCGAGCGAUGUUUGUCGUGUUUGGAAAUGCGGCCCAAAUGUUAGAAUCGAUACAAAUUUACUUGGAUUUAAUGGUUCAGCCUCAUGGGUUCGGGGUCAUUUAAGUUAUAUGUUUAGAGCUGGAGAAUCUGGAGCCUAUAUGGAUGAAGUCAAUCAUACUGAUCGAACUAUUUAUCGACAUAACGUUAAUCUGUUAAAUCGUCCUGAUGGAGCUGAUGGUGCCAGUGGUGCAGGUGCAACAGCUGGAGCGGCUGCACAGCUUUUUGUUCGUGAACCUUCCGAUAGUACUAUUGCAAACAAAUUAACUCAGCCUAUUUUUGUCACAUACUUGGAUACAGAUAAGAUAGAAUUUGAAAAAAGUAAAUCAGGUAUUUUGGGCUGGCGAUCAGAUCGUAAAGAAACUAUCAAUAAUCAUGCUUGUCAGGUUUAUUGUGCAUCAAAUGUUCAAAUCAUCACACUUCGCCGUACUGAACACUUAACUGAAGAGAAUUUACGUGACCUGAAUCAACAACAUCAUUCCAAUGACAGUGAUAAUGGUAGUGGUGGUGGUGGUGGUCUCAUUGGAGCUCCUGCCAGUGAUAUUGUAUUCCCAGGCGGUAGAGGUAAUCUACUCACAAAUUUAUUACAAACUGCAGCAUCUGAAACUGAGAAAAAGUCAGAAUUAGCUGUUACACAUGAGGCAGCCAGUUACAAUCCGAAUCAUGUGACACCACAACAAUACUUUUGUCCAUCACCUGGUGCACAAAGUGUUCUCUAUGAUAUUGGUCGACCAAAAGUGAUGACAACUAAAGUCAAGACAUUCAAAGCACGUCUAUGGAUAUGUCGGGAUUAUCCUUUAUCAUUAAAAGAUCAAAUCAUACCAAUUAUUGAUUUAAUGUCAGAAUAUAAUCCUUACUUCCAUAAACUUAAAGAAUUUCUUACUAAACAACUACCGAGUGGAUUUCCACUGAAAAUUGAAAUCCCAUUAUAUCACGUGUUGAAUGCAUGUGUUUCAUUUGGUAAUCUACAUGGACAAGAUAACAGUGUUUAUGGUGUCUCCGUAGUACCUACUGGUGGUAGUAAUUCUAGUCAACAAACAUCAGAUUCACAGAAGAAAACAGAUGUCUCCAGUACUGUUAAGUCGUCGUCGUCAGCAGCAGCAUCAUCAUCUGAUGAUCCUGGUAAUCAACCAUUACUUGAUUCAUCUACAGAGUCUGGAUCAUCAUCACAACCGGUGAAAUGUGUCAUUGAUGAAAGUGUAUUCGAUGUUGGCAAAGGAUAUCAUGUCAUAGUUGAAAAUUCUCCAGGACAUUAUGGAGCUUUAUAUGAUGAAGAACAAAUGGUUCAAAUGGCGGUGCAGCGUAGCUUAGUGGAGUAUGGAUCAGCUGAGAAUUUAAUUCAAAGAGGUUAUUCAUUGUCUAAACGUAGCAUAAUUGAAACACGAGCGGAUGAAUACGUUGAACCAGAAGAAGCUUGGCUACAACAAGCAAUAGCGGCUAGUUUAAAUCUUGAUGGAGCUGAAAUACCUGUGACAAGUGCAGAUGCAGCCUAUAUGAAAGCUUUAGAAGAAUCACGUAUUGAACAAGAAUUGGAAGAGAAACGUCGUCGGGCUGAAGAUGAAGAAUUAGCCCGUAUCCUUGAAUUGUCAACUAAAGAAAAAUGAGUUACAGUUCAGUUUAUUGACUGUCUCUCUCUCUCUGUCAUUCGUUCAUUCAUUCACUCACUCACUAAAUCUCUGUUUCAGACUAAUAAAUACUAAAUAACAAUAAUUGAUGUAGUUCAACCUUUGUUUUAUUGUGCUUAAUCGUUUCAUACACGCGAGCGCGCGCGCACACACACACACACAUUGAAUAUGAUAUACACUUUAUGCUUAUAUUUUUGUGAAAAGUAGUUAGACAGACACAAACAGAAAGACAAUAUUAUGCAAUGUGCUUUGCUUUAUAAUUUUUCAAAGCUUGUCCCUUCAAAUCCUUCCUAAUCUCUCGUGCUAACCGAAAAAGUAUAUACACAUAUAUAUUUAUAUGGUGGUUAUAUUUAUGUUGUUAUUUAGCUUUUAUCUGCUAGUCACUAACUGCAUAUAUACAUACAUAUGCAGAUUUACUUACUGUCAGUCAGGAUGCCAAUAUGCACGUAUGUAUGUAUGUCUGUGUGUGUGUGCCUUCCUUCCAGUUUAGAAGAAAUGCAAUAAAACUGAUCAUAUUCAGGCAAAUAUACCAAUAUUGUCUCUUUGUACUACUUAAUCACGCCUCCCCACCCCGCCAACCUUUUUCUUCUCUUCUCCCCUAUACUGGUACACGUGUGAAUAUGCAUUUUUUUUUAAAAUAAUAAGUAGAAAAAAAAUUAUUUUUACCUAAAAUAUAGUGCGAUGAUUCCACUGGUCAACAACAUGACUUCUUCUUUUGUUUUUUUACAGUGCUUGUGUAAUUCUUUCUCACUUGACAUUACACCUUACCGUGUGUUUUUACAAUAGAACCAAUAGAACACCCAAGUACCAAUCGAUUGUGUGUUAGUUGAUGCGUUUAGCAAAAGUGUUAGUGAUUACAGGACAUUGCAUUCAUUAUAUAGUAAUAAUAUAACCUUGUUACUAACCUUUGAUUUAUUUAUUAUUGUAUUUCAUGAUAUUAUUAUUAUUAAUAAUAAUAAUAGUAAUUCUAGUCAAAUGGCAUGCAUGUCAGACAUAAAAAUUAAAUGCUUUCUUAUUCUUUUGGUUGUUUCUUUUCUCUCUGUCUGUAUUACUGUUUGUGAUGAGUUGUUAGUCCUUGUAACUUCUCUGUAAUUUGGUGAUUUCAUCGUUAUUAUUAUUUCUAUUAUUAUUACUGUUAAUCCGUACAUCGAAUCUUAUAUGCGUGUUGUUUUGUUAUUCUCUUCUAUGUACGAUUUUACAAUAAUCAAUAUACAAUCGAUUAUUAUG